AUGAACCUAAAAUCGUAUCGUCUUUUCAUCGGUAAUAUUCCCGCAGAAACUACUGAGCAGGAAUUACGCAAAGAAUUCAGUUCAUACGGUAAUAUCGAGUCGUUAGAAAUUAAAACGAAAACAAAUCAGCUGAAUGAUUCGGUAGACACAUUCGGUUUCGUAACACUUCAGACGGAGGACCGCAUCGUACCUCAAUGUAUCAAGGAGUUUCAACAACAAAAGUUUAAAGGAGUGUACUUGAAUGUAUCCCGAGCAAAAGAAUCAUUUUUGGAGAAAUUGAAACGUGAACGAGAGGAAGCCGAAGCUCAGAAAAAUAAUGCUUCGCUUUUGGAUCCAUAUAAAAAGACAGGAGGGGAUAAUGUUGCGACGGAAACUGUAGCACCUCUUCCUACAUUACCAACAUUGGGUAAAGGCAAGGAAAGCAGUUCCUCUGAAAGUUCAGAAUCGGAAAGCGAUGAGGAGGAAGCAAAACCUCCACCGACAGCAGCUCGUAUCAGCAGACCCCAGGAAUCAAAAGAACAAGAUGAUCUAGUGAAGAAGUGGAAUCAAGAGACGUACAUUGAGUAUGGGAAAUUAAAAAUUCUUCCAGUUACUGGCCAAGUAACGGAAGUAAUAGACCGAUCCAAACCUCACCAGAAGCGAUCGGAGGAUAAAAAACUCGGCGAAAACGCUCGAAUCGCGGAUGAAAAACGUAAACAAGGUCUAAGUAAUUUAAAAUCUGCGUACGAGCAACAAAAGCUUGCGAUCAAAAGUGCUCUCGCUGGCGGCUCGCAGAACAGUAAGAAGAAAAUUACAUUUGACGAUGACGACAACGAUACCGCGGGAAAAAAGAAACUGUCCCUGUUCGAUACGCAGGAGGAGGAAGACGAUGGAUUCCAGGGAAACUUCAAAUUACGCAAGCAGAUGCUCGGAGAAGAAGGCCAAAAGUUGUAUGAAAUGCAAACGUCCUUCCAGGCGGAUAAUCGGUUUCGUUUGGAUGCUCGAUUUUUGGAAGAUGCAGAUAAGCCCACCGAAACGAAAUCCGCACAGGCGAAAGGGAAGGACAAAGAACGGAUGAAGCAAUUGGAGAUCCUUUCAAAUGUUACCGGCAAACCGAUCAGUUCAGAAAGUCGUGUUGAUGGUAAAAACACACUGCAAAUGCAACGUUUUGAUCCUUUACAACAAAAAGAGUCGAACCAAAGCGAUAAACCAGAACCCAAAGUGGCAACUGCUGAAAGGAAAAAAGCCGAUCGUCGUGAAGACGAUUUUAAAGUUUCUAAUGAAAAGUUUUACAAAGUAGCGGAAAAUUUUGCCAUUUCAUCUCAGCAUCAAUCGCAAGGCUUUAGUUUGUUAUCAAUGUUCGGGAAAGCAACGAAGAGCAACGAGAAUACGAUGGAAGUAGAUUCUACACUAGCAGACAAACCACUGAAAAGUGACACCCGUUUCCGGUAUGAAUCUUCCGACAGUGAAGAUGAGCAGAAUCGCAAGAAACAAAAGAAAAAGGAGAACAAGAAAUCCGAAGCUGACGGAAAAGCCAAGCAGCAAAAACUUCAUUCUCACCAAACGGGACCGGGAUACUAUACAAAGCAGGGUAUAUGGAAAGAGAGCUUUUUCUUCCUUCCCAAUGAUGCUCGGCUUGAUGUUGGUCGUGAAUUUCUUGGUUUCGUGCCUGGCGAAGACGGAAACGUGAAAAGUGCAAAGAAAGCAAUUGUUGGCUUAUCGCAAAGCGAUUUGCAAGAUGUUCGUCUACUGUACAAAAAACGCAGAUAUCGCGAAAGCAGAUUCGUUCAAAAAGAAUCGAAACUUGGCCUUAGACGAUUGAAAAAGAAAACGAUGGCUGUACGAAGCAAGAUCAACAAACCGAAAUAA
Molecule: messenger RNA, 1848 nt
Organism: Anopheles marshallii
Lineage: Eukaryota; Metazoa; Arthropoda; Insecta; Diptera; Culicidae
Product: probable RNA-binding protein CG14230
Exons: 4
Coding region: 1-1848 (615 amino acids)
Molecular function (GO): RNA binding
Source: RefSeq, a predicted model, not a curated record